AUGGACAACCUUAGACGUCACCACUCCGUCGGCGAAUCCUUACGUCCCAGUUUCUCUCACCGUCAUGCGGUCGAAGACACUGAGUGGUACUCCACGCCCUCAGUCCACAACACGCCUCCAUAUGCACAAGUAGACAGUACUCGUCCAUCGGAUGCUACCACGAUAGACGAAGCUCCCGACCAUCCACCCACGUACACCGCGUCAGACAAUCUCCUCCCAUCUUAUGCGCCUGCCGACCCCUCGAUCCCUCUCCAAACCUACACCCUCGUCCAAGUCUCACGCAGCCUACAAAUCCUCCUCCCAACCACUCCGUCAACCUCCCAACCAGCGUACCGCCUCAUAACACGCUCAUCACCCAAGCUCUUCAGCAAAAGAGCAGAUAUCACACUCGUGCGUAGCACUGCAGCUACAUACAGCACGAAGAUCGUACCAGAAUGUGACGUUGAAGUCGCACAUGCAAACUACAACGACGCUCCCAUUCUCCCCUGGAUGCCACGCGGCACAAUCACGACGAGAUAUGCUCCUACUGACAUAGGACUUGGCGAUGCAGAGCGUGUGAGCAGGACGUAUACACUGCCUAUGCAGAGCCGAAACUUCAAGGACUGGACGAUUGCAUUCGCUCUCCCGUCCUCCCACAACUCCGACGACGGUAAUCCAGGACAGCAUGCAGGACCCGCAAUGUACGUAUGGCGCCUCACACCCCUGCCUAGCCCCACAUUCACACUGAUGCACCUGAACGCGGAUGUGAAUGCACCCAUAGCGACAUUUACUCACACCGUCCUCGGCACCCGCGCUACCUCUGGCGCCGAAGUUGGUCACUUGCAUAUCCACAUCGUUCACGUCUUGCCCGCGGGUCCGGAUGUCGAGAUGGUAAUGGCGAGUCUGGCGCUUGUCAUGGGCCAUUUCAGACGCAUUGGCAGGCAGCAUUAUGGUGUUGCCAGGGGGUUUGAUCAUUUUGGUGCCGAUACGCGGGAAGUUAGAGGUGUGGGUCCUCGUACGGGACAGAGUACAGCUGUUCCGACGAGAAGCCUGAGCGUGGCCGAUGGGCGUGUAUGA
Messenger RNA from Pseudovirgaria hyperparasitica, 1056 nucleotides. RefSeq lists its product as uncharacterized. The coding region runs from base 1 to 1056 and encodes 351 amino acids. The transcript has a single exon. The record is from RefSeq and is a predicted model, not a curated record. Lineage: Eukaryota; Fungi; Ascomycota; Dothideomycetes; Acrospermales; Acrospermaceae.